Molecule: messenger RNA, 198 nt
Organism: Paramecium octaurelia
Lineage: Eukaryota; Ciliophora; Oligohymenophorea; Peniculida; Parameciidae
Source: the annotation of a GenBank genome assembly
AUGUUAAUCCAAUUAUAAAAAAUUAUAAUAAAUCCCAAGAAAUUAUAAUAAGAUUUUUUCUGUAAAUAUUUGAGUAUGUAGAAUAUAAGGUUGGCACUCUUUAGAAUCAUAUCAAUCUCUUUUAUUAACAAUUAUAACAAUUUUACGAUGCUUGCUUUUCUUGUUUGGGCAAUUGAGUGUUUCUGAUAAUUCACGAUU